Dermatophagoides pteronyssinus (European house dust mite) is the source of this 3371-nucleotide messenger RNA. RefSeq names its product pelota mRNA surveillance and ribosome rescue factor (gene pelo). The record is from RefSeq and is a predicted model, not a curated record. Lineage: Eukaryota; Metazoa; Arthropoda; Arachnida; Sarcoptiformes; Pyroglyphidae. Gene Ontology annotation, biological process: nuclear-transcribed mRNA catabolic process, non-stop decay; nuclear-transcribed mRNA catabolic process, no-go decay; ribosome disassembly. Gene Ontology annotation, cellular component: cytoplasm.
AUGAUUCUUCGAAAAUUAUCAAGCAAACAACAUCAUCAUUGAAUUUUUGUUGUCAAAAAGUUUGUUUUGUUUUGUUUUGAAAAUCCAGCUGGCUGAACCAAAAAAAAAAAAUGGACGUCGAAGAAGAUGUUGAAGAAGAAUAUCGUGAUACAUUUGUUUCGAAUAAUAACAAUGCAAAUGAUGAAUAUCAUCAAAAACAAUCAUCAUCAUCAAUGGUCAUUGGAUCUUCAGAUACGACAAUGAUGAUGAUGAAAAAACCACCAUCAUCAUCAUCAUCAUCAAUGAUUGAUCAAGAUCAACAUUAUUCAUCCAUUCCUGGACUGAAAUGGAAUAGUCAAAUAAAUUUAGCACAAAUGUAUCGUAUGCGGCCAAAAUUAUGUGAUGUAUGUUUGGUUACUGAUGAUGGUUGUCAUAUUUAUGCACAUCGUAUUGUAUUAUCAUCAACUUUGCAUUAUUUUUCAACAAUGUUUAUCGGUCAAGAUUUUUCCACGGAAUCUUUUGAUGAUUCUAUUGGUAAAAUGCAAGAUGAUGACCAUGAUGAUGAUCAGAAUAAUCAUCAUCAGAAUACAAUAUCAUCAACAUAUAAUAUAAAUUUUAUUGAACAAAAUCAAUAUGAAAUAUCGAUAAAAAAUCUGGAUGGUAAUAGUUUGAAUGAAAUUAUAAAAUAUUGUUAUCUUGGUCAUUGUAAUAUAAAUGAAACGAAUGUAGAAUUAUUAUUAUCAGCUGCAACAAUGUUGAAUUGUAAAGAUAUUAUAAAAAUUUGUUGUGAAUUUCUUUGUUCACGGCUGAAAAUUACAAACGCAAUUGGUAUCAAUACAUUUGCCGAUAUAAUGAGCCUAAAAGAUUUGAAAGAUUUUACAUUUCAAUUUAUUCUGAAUAAUUUUGUAAAAAUUAUACAAAAUGAAGAAUUUUUACAAUUAUCAUCCCCGGAACGUAUUAUUGAAAUUAUAUCUUCAGAUUAUCUGGAUACAGGUGAUGAAGGUGAACAUAUUGUCCUAUCAGCUAUUAUAAAUUGGAUUAUGUAUAAUUAUAAUGAACGACAAAAAUAUUUAUCCAAUCUAAUUAAACAUAUAAGAUUUCCAAGAUUUAAUCAAGAAGAAUUAUUUAAUAUUGAAAAUGAAUAUCCAUUAGUUAAAAAUGAACCCGUUACAAAAGAUUUACUUAUUGAAGCAUUAAAAUAUCAUUUAAUGAAAAAUUCAUGUGAUAUUAAUUCAUUAUUACAAUUAUCAUCAUCAUCAUCAAAACAUUUUAAUUCACAAUUAAUAAAAAAUAUACCAAAAGUAUUUGAUUUAAAUAAUGCACGUUUUCGUGAAAGAAAAUCACGUCAAAGACAACAAUGUUUAAUUGUUAUUGGUGGACAAGCACCAAAAGCAAUUUGUCAAUGUGAAUAUUUUGAUUUUUCAACAAAAAAAUGGAAUGAAUUUAUUUGUGAACUACCAUCAAGACGUUGUCGAUCGGGUAUUGUUGUACUAAAUGGUUUAAUUUUCGUUAUUGGUGGUUUUAAUGGACAAUGUCGUAUACGUUCAGUUGAUAUGUUUGAUACAAAAUUAAAUAAAUGGACACAAUGUGCAAGUUUAGAAGUAAAACGUUCAACAUUAGGUGCUUGUGUAUUGAAUGGUUUAAUUUAUGCUGUUGGUGGUUUUGAUGGAACAUUGGGAUUACAAUCAGCUGAAGUUUAUAAUCCAAUAACAAGAUCAUGGCGUUUUAUUGCACCAAUGACAACCCGUAGAUCAUCAGUUGCUGUUGUUACAUUAAAUGGUUUAUUAUAUGCUGUUGGUGGUUAUGAUGGUUCAAGUCGUCAAUGUCUUUCAUCAGUUGAAUGUUAUAAUCCUGAUUUGGAUCAAUGGCAACGAAUACCUGAUAUGUCACAAAGACGUAGUGGUGCUGGUGUUGAAGUAUUAUUUGGUAAAAUUUAUGCAAUCGGUGGACAUGAUGGCCCAGCAAUACGUAAAAGUGUUGAAUGUUUUGAUCCCACUACACAACAAUGGUCACAAUGUGCUGAUAUGAUUUAUGCAAGACGUAAUGCUGUUGUUGUUGUACAAGAUGGUUGUUUAUAUGUUGUUGGUGGUGAAGAUGGUCAAACAAAUUUAAAAUCAAUUGAAAUUUAUGAUCCAAAAUUAAAUUCAUGGUCAUUAUUAUCAUCGGAAAUGAGUAUUGAAGAAGAAGAUAUGUGGCAUGUUUAUAAUGUACUACAGGAAAAUGAUCGUAUACGUGCAAGUACAUUACGUAAAGUAAUUACUGAAUCAGUAACCGGUACAACCGGAGCGAAUAAAAUUCGUACAACAUUAACCAUACGUAUUGAAUCAAUUGAUUAUGAUUUUGAUGCAUGUAUGUUACGUGUAAAAGGUAAAAAUGUACAAGAAAAUCAAUAUGUAAAACUUGGACAAUAUCAUACUAUUGAUAUUGAAUUGAAUCGUAAAUUUACAUUAUGGAAAGAAGAAUGGGAUUCAUAUUCAUUAGAACGUAUUGAAAUGGCAUGUGAUCCAACAAAAAAUGCCGACCUGGCAGCAAUUAUAAUGAAUGAAGGUAUUGCAAAUGUUUGUCUGAUAACAUCAUCAAUGACAUUAGUACGUUCGAAAAUUGAUGUACAUAUACCAAGAAAACGUAAAGGACAUUGUGAUCAACAUGAAAAAGGAUUGAAAAAAUUUUAUGAUCAAAUCAUACAGGCAAUCAUUAGGCAUGUUAAUUUUGAUGUUGUAAAAUGUUGUCUUAUAGCCAGUCCGGGUUUUGUAAAAGAUCAAUUUUAUCAAUAUCUAAUAGAAAUAGCUGUAAAAAAUGAUAUGAAAAUAAUAUUGGAUAAUCGAAAUAAAUUCAUACUUUGUCAUUCAUCAACGGGUUUUAAACAUUCAUUGAAAGAAGUUUUAGCCGAUCCAUUAUUACAGAAUCGUUUGGCCGAUACAAAAGCCGCUAAAGAAAUGAAAAUUUUACAAGAUUUUCAACGAAUGUUGGCCAAUGAUUCAUCACGUGCAUUUUAUGGUCGUCGUCAUAUUGAACAUGCAAUUGAAGCACAAGCAAUUGAAACAUUACUAAUAUCUGAUCGUUUAUUUCGUUAUAAAGAUGUAUCGAUACGUAGGAAAUAUAUUGAAAUUGUUGAUAAAGUUCGUCAAUUAGGUGGUAAUGUUCAUAUAUUUUCCAGUCUUCAUGUAUCCGGUGAACAAUUAGAUCAAUUUACUGGAAUUGCUGCCAUUCUACGAUUUCCGAUUGCUGAAAUUGAUGAUGAUGAACUUGAUGAUGAAGAAGAAGAUGAAGAACAACAACAAGAAGAAUUUGGUGAUAAUAAACUUCAAAAAGAUGACGACGACGAUGAUGAUGACCAAGGCAACGACGACAACGAUGAUGAAAGCUGAUUUGUUUUGAAAUUGAAAACUUGU